AUGUCAACUGGAUUUGAAUCAGAUUUGAAUAUUGGUGGGAUGGGAUCUCCCCCGGAGCAACAACGGUUCAGUCUUCAGAUGUUUAGUAAGCCGUCUAUUGUUGUUGCUCACUUAUGUUUUCGAGCGGCUGCCUUGGCAUACUAUUUCUUUGCUACACUGCUCUCAGAUUCGUUCAUAAUCCAGUUUCUUGUGAUCCUCAUUUUGCUCUCAAUGGAUUUCUGGGUUGUCAAAAACAUUACCGGAAGAUUAUUAGUUGGUUUGCGAUGGUGGAAUUUUGUUGAUUCGAAUGGAAAUAAUCACUGGAAGUUCGAGAGUGCUAAGGAUACAUCACGGUUCUCAUCGAUGGAUAGCAGAGCCUUCUGGAUGGGUCUUGUGUUAGCUCCUUUAGUAUGGUUUUUCUUCGUUUCCAUGGCGUUCUUCACUUUCAAGUGGGAGUGGAUGAUUGUGGCUUUACUGGGUUUCGGCAUGACAUCAGCUAAUUUGUACGGAUACUUGAGAUGCAGAUGGGCCAAUUCAACUCAAUUAACUAACUAUUUAUCGAGAUUAGCUUUCAUUUCUAUGUUGAAGCGGAACCGAAACGCUAAUCAACAGGGAAACUCGGACAGUUCUAACCCCAUGCAACAGUCUGUCUAA
Molecule: messenger RNA, 633 nt
Organism: Auanema sp. JU1783
Lineage: Eukaryota; Metazoa; Nematoda; Chromadorea; Rhabditida; Rhabditidae
Source: the annotation of a GenBank genome assembly